Messenger RNA from Nicotiana attenuata, 1128 nucleotides. RefSeq lists its product as uncharacterized. Lineage: Eukaryota; Viridiplantae; Streptophyta; Magnoliopsida; Solanales; Solanaceae. The transcript is spliced from 3 exons. The record is from RefSeq and is a predicted model, not a curated record. Bases 1 to 1128 code for a protein of 375 amino acids.
AUGGAGAACGAAGAACUCAAUAACCAACUCCCACCACAUCAAGUAGUAGAGCAGUUUGAUGAGGUGGCACCACGACGUGAUAGAAUACUCCGUGAUUAUGCAAGGCCAGAUCAUUUUGAAGGAGAAUCAAGUGUGAGGAGACCACCAAUUGCAGCAAACAACUUUGAAAUUCGCACAGGCUUGAUUCAAACCAUUCAACAGUCAUGUCAGUUUACUGGUGAUGCGAGUGAAGAUCCUCACACCCAUCUAAUUGAUUUUCUUGAAUUAGUUGAAACUUGCAGGUAUAAUGGAGUCACAACAGAUGCCAUCAGGUUGCGGCUUUUUUCUUUUUCUUUAAAAGGUGAAACAGAUUCUGAAUCUGUAUACCAGGCAUGGGAAAGAUUAGCAGCAAUGUUAAGAAAAUGCCCACAUCAUGGUAUCCAAGACCCUGAUAUUUUAUAUAUUUUCUAUCAUGGUCUUAAACCCUCUGCUAGAAAUGUAAUUGAUGCAGCAUCAGGAGGAUCAAUAAUGGAAAAAACUACUACACAAGCAAUGCAAUUGCUUAAUGAAAUUUCAGAAAAUGCUGUUCAACGGCCCUCAGACAGAAUGAUUAUCAAAAAAACGGCAGGAGUAAAUCAAGUUGAAGCUUUGAAUUCACUGACACAACAAAUUGCGACCUUAACACAAAAAGUUGAGGCUUUUCAGGUAGGUGCUCAUUCAUCAUCCCAACUUGAGAAUUGUGAUGUUUGUCAAGGUAAUCAUCCGAAUCAUAAAUGUCAAGCUUCAAUGCAAAAUGAAGAACAGGUACAGGGACCGCCUGGUUUUCAAAAUCAAAAUAGAGGGCAACAAAAUUUUCAACAAUAUCAGCAGCAGCCUCAAAUAGCUCAUCAACAAAGCCUUGAAGACCUGAUGUAUAAAUUCAUUAAGGCUACUGACGAGAAGGUUGAAAGUCAACAUUCAGCCAUCAAGAAUUUAGAAAUUCAGAUGAGCCAAUUAGCAACCCUCAUGUCUGAACAAAUAAAAGGUGAUCUACCAAGCAACACCGAAAAAAAUUCAAAGGAACACCUCAAAGCCAUCUCUCUGCGAUCAGGUAAAACUCUUGAUGAUCCAUAUGCAGAUAGACAAGGAAAACCACAAGAAGCGGAAUAG